UCUCGGCUCAGAGACAGCCCUCAGAGCUCACUAGCGCAACUGUUAGAGCAGACUAGAUUGACAAACACAUAGACUCCCAAACACAACAAAAGUCAAACGCCCUAAAAACAACAUCUAUCCAAGAAGGUCAGCACCUGACUGGAAAAGUAAUUUCACACUCAAAACAAAUCAAGAUUAAUCAGAUGAUUAAUUUUGACGAGUUUUAGGGAAUGUGCAUAAAGGACAGUUGUGAUUUUUUCUGCAAAGACAAGUGGAUUUUUAUUCAUCUGUGAAACCAGCCGGACAGCUGGCGAAGAGUUGUGGAGCAAGCAGCCCUCAGCAUCCUCCUGGUGUGAACAGAAGUGUGUGGACUGAGAUUCCUCCUGCACCUGUGAGCCAGUCUGCAGCUCCAGCACCAGAGCAUGGCUGCAGCCAAGACGGAGAUGAUCCUCCCAGCCCUGCAGAUCUCGGAGCCCCUCAGCUUCCCUCACUCCCCCAUGGAUAACUACCCCAAGCUGGAGGAAGUGAUGAUGCUCAGCUCUGCAGGGACACCCUUCCUCACCGCCUCCGCACCCGAGGGUGCAGGCUUUGGAUCCGGCGAGCCCGGAGAGCAGUAUGACCACCUUACUGGAGACACAUUACCAGAUCUCCCCUUCAACUGUGACAAAUCAGAACAGACUUACUCCACCCAGAGGCUGCCGCCCAUCUCGUACACGGGGCGCUUCACACUGGAGCCCGCCACCUCCUGCAGUAACAGCUUGUGGGCCGAGCCCAUCCUGGGCCUCUUCACUGGGCUCAUGAGCAGUGUUCAGUCCAACUCCAGUUCUUCCUCCAGCAGCUCUCAGACCUCCUCUUCCUCCUCCACUGUCUCUGCUCCAGUCUCCUCCUCCACCUCCACCUCCCCCUCGUCCUCUGCGGCCAGCCUCAGCGCCUCCAUACACCACAGCGAGCCCAACCUCAUCUACACCGCCGCCCCUGCCUACUCAAGCCCCAACUCAGACAUCUUCCCUGACCAGGGCCAGGGCUUUAGCUCAGGGGGAACAGUACAGUACCCUCCCCCUGCGUAUCCUAACAGUAAAACCUGUCCCAGCAGCUUCCCAGUGCCCAUGAUCCCUGACUACCUUUUCCCUCAGCAGCAGGGGGAGAUCAGCUUGGUCCCCCCAGACCAGAAGCCCUUCCAGAGCCAGCCCAGCCAGCCCUCGCUGACACCCCUGUCCACCAUCAAAGCCUUUGCCACACAGACUGGUUCUCAGGACUUAAAAAGUGUGUACCAGUCCCAGCUCAUCAAGCCUAGCCGCAUGCGCAAGUACCCCACGCGGCCCAGUAAGACCCCUCCACACGAGCGACCGUACGCAUGUCCCGUGGAGACAUGUGACCGGCGCUUCUCUCGCUCAGAUGAACUGACACGACACAUCCGCAUCCACACGGGACAGAAGCCCUUCCAGUGCCGCAUCUGCAUGCGCAACUUCAGCCGUAGCGACCACUUGACCACGCACAUACGUACACACACAGGAGAGAAGCCCUUCGCCUGUGAGAUCUGUGGCCGGAAGUUUGCCCGCAGUGACGAAAGGAAAAGGCACACAAAGAUCCACCUGCGGCAGAAGGACAAGAAGGCAGAAAAGGCAGGAGCUGUAGUAACAGCAACCCCAGUAUCGGCAGCUUCCCCUGCCUCCAGCUACCCAUCCCCGAUCACCUCAUACCCUUCGCCAGUGUCCUCAUACCCCUCCCCUGUUACCUCCUGCUACUCCUCUCCUGUGCACUCCUACCCCUCGCCCUCAGUGGCCACGACCUACCCCACAGUCUCCAUGUCCAACACAUUUCAGUCGCAGGUAGCCUCGUCUUUCCCCACAUCAGUAGCCUCAAACAUCUACAGCUCCCCUGUGCCCACCCCUCUGUCAGACAUGCAGACCACACUUUCCCCUCGGACAAUUGAAAUAUGCUAAAACUGUUCUUACAAACUCUUUUUCAAGUCUUUGAAUCCAGCAUUGAUAAGACUUUGUUUAGCCUCCAAAAGCACUUGUGUGUAUGCGCCCUGUACAGUGUUAGGUGAAUCGCAGAUUUACAUGUAAGACGUGUCAAGGACUGGGCACAGACAAUAUGAAAUGAAAUGGGACUUUUUUCCACCUCCGAAAAGCAAAUGCAGCACUUCACAUGCAGAAGGGGCUGAACAAACAGGAGUUGAAGCCAGCACUGACGAAUCUUUUCGGUACAAAUCACAGACUCAGACAAUGCCAGCAGUGGCCGUGCUCGAUGCCUGCGCAGGCACAAGAGACACUGAAUCAUAUACAUAAGCUACAGUAUAUGUAUAUUGUACAUGUGCCAUGUUUUGUUUCAUCAUUCUUUGGUACCAUUGAUGUGAAAUUAUUGGCAUAUUUGCAUUGUAUUAUUUGAAGUGACAGGGCCAUAUUUUCUACAUUCUUUCUCUAUUAUAUAGUGAUGCUGUGAUAACGUUUUGUUUGAUAAAAGCACUUAGUAUUUAAGCAUGAGUAAGAGUGAUGUUACUUUCUGUUGUAAAUAUCAUCCACUGGUACUACCACAUGUAACAUAUCGCCUGGGUAAAUGGAAAUAGAGAAAAGAAAAACCUUUUCAAAAACAAAUGCUCCCGUUAUUUGGUGCCUUUGUGAAGCCUUGCUGUUGUAACGCGGCUGUACACGAGAGAAGAUGCUCGGCAUCUGGCCUUAAGGGUUAAGGGAAUAUUUUUGUUACAGAAUGUAGUCGUACUCAGAGGGAGAGAAGGGAAGAGCGCUGAGGGCACCGCUUCAUUUCAUUUGAAUGUAAGCAAAAAAGGACAAAAGUUCUAAAAUAUAUUUUUGUAAAACCUAAGUGUAAAUAUCCAUAUCUUCAAGAGCUGGAAUGUUGAAGUUACCUACUGAGUAGGCAUGGGAUUUUUGUAUGUUAUUAACAUGCAGUUCAUUAUUUUGUUGUUAUCUUUAUUUUGUAUUUGUGUUUGUUAAAACAAGUGACUGUUUCUGGCUUCUAAACACAUUGAAUGCGCUUAACUGCCAAUGGGAUAUUUGGUGUACAAGAUAUCCUCCCAGAAAUGAAAUAUAAAUAAAAAUAUGAAUAUAUGUA
Boleophthalmus pectinirostris (great blue-spotted mudskipper) is the source of this 3051-nucleotide messenger RNA. RefSeq names its product early growth response 1 (gene egr1). The transcript is spliced from 2 exons. Bases 402 to 1922 code for a protein of 506 amino acids. Gene Ontology annotation, biological process: regulation of transcription by RNA polymerase II. Lineage: Eukaryota; Metazoa; Chordata; Actinopteri; Gobiiformes; Gobiidae. Gene Ontology annotation, molecular function: DNA-binding transcription factor activity, RNA polymerase II-specific; RNA polymerase II cis-regulatory region sequence-specific DNA binding. The record is from RefSeq and is a predicted model, not a curated record.